ACUCUACACAGCAAGUUGGUAAUAACAAUGUCAGACACAGAUUUGUGUGAUGUGGAUGCCACCUCUAGUGGGAUCUUUCUUGAAACUACCAUUACCAAUUUGCCGGAUAUAGUGCUGAGCAGUAUCUUCCAGCAUUUGCACUGGAAGGAAAAGAUAAUGGCAGUGAAAGCCUUCCCUGCAUGGAGCAGAAUUCUCGACUCUACUUUAGGGUGGAAGAGUUUGGAAAAUGACCGCAACUAUCCACACUCCUUUAAUGCUCUCGAGUCCACCAACUACUUAUCUGAAGAAAUCACAUGUAUUGCACAGUAUGGACAGUUCUUCACCCAUGCUGUUAUAUGGCUGAAAGACUUUCUACGCAUUCCUGAGGAAACUGACUUUGCUCUCCUAGGGGCUUUAGAGACACACUGUUUCCGUCUAAAGUCACUGGUCAUCUACCACCCACCCAAGAUCUCCUCCUCCUCCAUUAUCCGGUCUGUUGUGCCCUACAUCAAACCUCUGCAGAGGAUGUUCAGCUUCAGCCCAUCCCUGCAGCUCAGUCUAUUUAGAUUGCUCUACUUCUCUAAGGAAGCUCGCACUGGUGCCAUAGACCUCCUUCACUUCUAUCACACCCACAAUGUGCUCCAGAAGGUUUCCUGCCUGGACUUUUCUCAUGGUUUGUUUAUGGCGUCUUCAGUGCGUCCUAUGAACUCUCUGGUCUACUGCAAGUCACUACGUGUGCUCAAAUGCCCCAUCCAAUACCUGAACACCCUGAUUUUGCAGCAACUUGUAGAAUUCAGCCUGCAGGAGCUGUACGUCGUCAAUGAUGAUCAUACCCUUUCUAUGAAUUAUGUUGAGGAAUCAGCCAUUGAAUGGCAUGCCCUGCAACUCAUACCUGGGCGGAACCUAAAGGUGCAAUAUGUGUUCAGGUGCAGGCCAGUGGUCAUGUGCCCCAAUCCCUACGCACGAAGCUUGGUAUUUGACAGUCUUAUUUGCAGAAUCUCUAGGGAACUCUUGCGGUCUAUAGCUGAUAAGUAUGGAGACACACUAGAACAAAUUGCAUUCAUGCUAGCCGUCUACGAUCCUAAAACUCCUUUCUCGUAUAUGGAGGACCUGCCUGCUAAUAUCCAGUACAUGGCGGCUAGACUGAAGUGUGUGCACACUGUGCUGCUUGACCACUUUAUCCCAAAAGCUGCACUUAUCAGCCUGGUUCGGCAUGCACCAACUCUCAAGACGCUGCACGUCUAUGAACAUAAAAUUAUGUUCGGCAAACAAGCAGUCAACACAGUUGAGGAAAUAGAGGAACUGAAAAGCACAAUUUCUGAGGCACUUGGAUAUUCCUGGAAACCUGUGAAAGAAUAUGUCAGUUUUUAUAAACUAAUCUAUAGGCAGAGUCUGCUGUUUGAGAAUUAUUUUCGCCUGUUUUAGCUUUUCUUGUGAACAUAACAGACAUCUGUCAGUCACAAGCCAGAGGUGGCCCGCAUGCUGUUUAGAAGUUCUAAUAAUAAAAGACAAACUCUUUAAAA
Messenger RNA from Pomacea canaliculata, 1502 nucleotides. RefSeq lists its product as uncharacterized. Lineage: Eukaryota; Metazoa; Mollusca; Gastropoda; Architaenioglossa; Ampullariidae. The transcript is spliced from 4 exons. The coding region runs from base 28 to 1404 and encodes 458 amino acids. Gene Ontology annotation, molecular function: protein binding. The record is from RefSeq and is a predicted model, not a curated record.